This is a messenger RNA of Lachancea mirantina, 1893 nucleotides long. The record is from the annotation of a GenBank genome assembly. NCBI's taxonomy places the organism in Eukaryota, Fungi, Ascomycota, Saccharomycetes, Saccharomycetales, Saccharomycetaceae.
AUGGGGAUGCGCGUUUAUGAUCCCAUUCACGACGUUUUCCAAGUUUCCGAACACGACGCACAAGACGCAAGUAUAGAUUCAAAACGGUCGACGAGAACACCGCAACUCAAUUCGUCUAAAACCGGUGGGAAUGAGGGGGAUGGGGAUUCUACGCAAAGUGAGGACAAUACCACUACAAUAGCGGCAGAAUCUUCCGUGAAACGCAAGUCACGCGAACCCAGCAAGUAUACGAGACAUUUGAAGAAGCCCGACGGAGAAUUCUUUACUCGCAAAGAUAUUCAAUUCGAGUUUUUAAGACAACUUUUCUCCGACAAACAAACGCUUUUCAGUAACCAUUACCAAGAUACAUUCCAGAUUGGCCAUUCCGAGUCCCCCGAGUCACUAAAUGUGACGGACGAGACGUACGCAGCACGCAAAUUCAUCGACAACGAGAAACUCACGUUUUCUGAAUGUUAUUUAUUGUCAGUGGCGUCGUCGACUAAGUGCUCCAAAGUUCUACGAGACAAGCUUCUGUUUGAUCAAAACGUGGCAUUUUCGACUUGCGUUUUGUCGUUGUUGGUCAAUACGGGCCGUCUUAACACAACGAUCAAUUUCUUUCUGGAGAUGACAUCGCAAUUGCGCACCUUCCAUUCGAUCCCAUGUUUGCAGCGAGACGCCCGAGACCCCAAAUCGUUGCAAGACACGCCGCGACUGAAAUCGAUCUUGAAAAACUUGCCUCUGGGCAACGACCCGAUCCCACUUAUGGAACAUCUGGAAGGAACCGCUGGCGACAAUACCCGAAUCGAUUCAAACCCGGUUAACUUGGUAUUUGCGUUGUGUGAAAAUGCCGCGUUGCUGAAUUCGACGCUGUUGAGACGAUACGUGGGAACGCCCGUUGCAGAAGAGUUUACUUUAUUUGACAUUUUCGACAAUGCCGCGUAUGACCCGAUUCAGCGUGCAAACAUUUUCCUUUGGCUAAUGUACGUGCAUUUGGAGACAGAUUUGAGCGAGCAAGCCGUCGUAGACGCGACGCGAUUGUUUGGAGGCGACGGUCAACUUCAACUAAGCCGUUGUAACGACGAAUACGAUUUGGACACGCCCGAAGAAGUGCUUUUUGGCGAGGAACAACGGCUGAAGCGGAUCGAGUUUUUGAAAAAGAACAAUCGGCUACCGCCCGAUGCGACAAGUGCGGCCGGCAUGCUACCGGUGUCUGCCGGUAUGGAACAAACGAAGCACGAGCAGGCUCGACAGCGACAGGCACGAAAUGCGGCCAAGCACGAGUCUCGGCCUGAGGAAGAACCCGCGCAUCACGGAACCCCUGUCAAGCAGGAAGUCGCGUUGCCUGCCGGUACCGAUACGGCAGUGUCACACUCGCCACCGCUGGGGCACGAGCAAGUAGCACAGCAAGCAUUACAGCUGCCUGCGGUAGUGCCUUCCGCAGCGCCAACUGCGAGCCCGCCGGCCGGCAAUGGGCGCCGGAAGAAAAAGGCCAGCUCCACGACACCCGCACAGGCACAGGCGUCGUUGGCAGCGCAAGCGGCACGCAACGAGGCGCUUGAUGAGCGUAAACGUGACGAGAUGGAGGCCCUCAUACAACAGGACAGUCUGGAAGAAGUGGCGCCGCAUUUGACGCAGGGCGCGCUUGCCCGAGAGCUGGACGAGGCCCAAAGCUGCGAACGCACGCGACGCACGGAGUUGGGACUGGUGAAGUUGUUCCACGAGUUCGAAGACGUUACCAUGGCGACCGUAAUAGGCGUGCGGGGCAAAAAACGCAAGAAGUUCAAAGACGGCGUGCUGGGCUACGAGACGGACUUUAUCCGCGUGAUGGGCGCGGCGAAACGUGUGAUGCUGGCAAGGCCGCUUGACGGAGACGACGACGACGCUGCGCCGCUGGCCGAGUUCAGGUGUACGUAA